Messenger RNA from Gigantopelta aegis, 2321 nucleotides. RefSeq names its product glycoprotein-N-acetylgalactosamine 3-beta-galactosyltransferase 1-like. The record is from RefSeq and is a predicted model, not a curated record. Gene Ontology annotation, molecular function: N-acetylgalactosaminide beta-1,3-galactosyltransferase activity. Gene Ontology annotation, cellular component: membrane. Bases 172 to 1257 code for a protein of 361 amino acids. Lineage: Eukaryota; Metazoa; Mollusca; Gastropoda; Neomphalida; Peltospiridae. The transcript has 7 exons.
AGGAAGUGCACGGAAGAGGUUGUUUCUAACAAAUUCUCAGUUUUACUUUGACCACCUGAAAAGAGAAGAAAACAGACACGACGCCAGGCGAUGACUCACACUUCAGGGCACACUGAGCUGUUCACCUGUUAUUCGAAUAACGCGAGCUGACCUGCAAACAAUAUCUUGUGAAUGACAAUGCUGCUGUGUAGUAAACGGCUAGGCUGGUCUUGGAAGUGGAUGUUGGUUAUUGCAUUCCUCUCAACGGUAGUGGCAUUCUCGUACUUGUUCCUUUAUAUCAGAGCAUUUGAAUUUGUGCAGGCCGGAUGGUCCAGUUUAAUGAAACAUAGAGAUGAUCAGUACAAUUAUGCUGCAAUAUCAUGGAGAGACAAUAGCUUCACCAACCUUCUCCUGAAACACACAAUCUCAGACCGUCUCAAGCGGACGCCCCGCAUCCUGUGUUUCGUCAUGACGACGCAGCAGUUUGAGGCGACGAAGGCGCGCGCGGUGAAUGCGACGUGGGGGCGGCGGUGUGCGAAGCUGCUGUUCAUCACGUCCUACACCAGCACGCUAUUCCCCUCCCAUGUGGUUACUGGGCCCGAGGGCCGUAACCACCUGACGGCCAAGUCAAUGGGUGCGCUGCAGCACCUGUACGAGACGUACCUGGAUGACUACGACUACUUCCUGAAGGCUGACGACGACUCGUACAUCGUCAUGGAGAAUCUGCAGCUGAUGUUGAGCAUGCUGAAUCCCAGCGAGCCCAGCUACCUCGGCUUCCACUUCAAAUACAACGUCCACCAGGGAUACAUGAGCGGUGGGGGCACGUACGUUCUCAGCAGAAUGGCACUGCGCCGUGUCGUCAAAGAUGGCAUCCUGCGUGGUGGCAUGUGUGCCGCAGACGGAAAUGAUGAGGAUAUCGAUGUGGGGGCGUGUCUCGAGAAAGUGGGUGUAGCUCCGUAUGCCACAUAUGACAAGUUCGGACGUCAUGCAUUCCAUGCGUCGAAUGUGAAAGAUUUCAUGAUCGGACCACUGUCUGAGUACCUGCGUCAUUACCCAUCACAUGAUGUCAAAGUGAAAGAUUUUGUUCACGAGCCCGAGGUUUUCCGAAGUUACAUUGUGUUGGAACGUUUUCACCCAGUCAUCACUGCGAAUGAUGUCAACAUAGAUUGCUGGUCCGAACUGCUGCAGUCAGUUUUCAGUCUCGUUCCACUACAUGGAGCCCGACAUGAUGUACAUCAUGGACUUCCUGCUGUAUCGCAUGAGCGUCUUCGGACUUGACACGGACUACCAGAGUCCGCACAUGACCAACUUAUUCCCCUUACAGAGAGUCGUCGUUCCCCACAAAGACGACAAAGAAAUACUUUAUGCUUAAAAACAGAAUCAUGAAAAACCAUUCAUGCCAGUUUGAAAAACCGGUUGUUCCUAAAGUGUGCCAUUUCCAUACCGCCUCGAUCCCCAGCCCAAUACAUGCAUGAAGAGUUCUACAACAAGUGAGUUUAAAGCAGAUCUCAUUUAAGGGGAGCUGUCACACCUGCUCCCCAUCACUCCCAUGAGACUAGUUGGAGAAGAGUUAUUUUUAUAUCCCCUCAGCAUGUCAGUUUAUAUGUUACUGGGGUGUGAAAUCUAGAUGCAGGGCACAAUAUUUCACGAGAACCGUUGUUCUGUUCGCGUGUCGGUUACACAACUUUAAAAUCACGGGAACUGCCAAUCGGGUUACGUGGCGAACGAUUACAUUCGAAUAUUAAAAGUACCCAAUAUCAUUAAUGAAAAUGAAAAUUAGUUUAUUUUUGAAUCACCAAUGUAGCAUAGAACCAUAGUUCAAGUGUUUUUGGAUUAGUUAGGCCUAACUGAUCAGGUUACGAGAACUAUAUUCACAUAACGGAACAAUCGGUUACCUAAGUAAAAUUCACAUGAACUGACUUCUAGUUAAAUAAGAUUUUGAAAUAUUGUCCCCUGUAGAUGUAGCUUAGUUGGACCCAUUCUCUGACUGUGUUUUACCCAUCCCCACCAGUACACCAUGACUUGUAUCAUAGUCUAUGGUAUGUGCCGUCUUGUCUGGGAAAGAGCAUAUAAAAUAUCUCUUUCUACUAAUGGCAAAUGUAGCAGUUUUCCUCUCUUAAGAAUAUAUGUCAGAAUCACCAAAUGUUUGUCAUCUAAUAGCGGGUGAUUAAUAAUUGAGUAUGCUCGAGUGGUGUUAAAAGAAACUUAACUUAUAUAUGAUAUCAAUAUGGUAAUUUCUCCCAUUCCCGGCCUCGGUGGCGUCGUGGCAGGCCAUCGGUCUACAGGCUGGUAGGUACUGGGUUCGGAUCCCAGUCGAGGCAUGGGAUUUUUAAUCCAGAUAC